AUGCAACACAGUAAUACCGGUGGAGGUUUUUUUUCAAAAAUAAAAGAAAAUUAUAGUACUAAAUUAGCUAAUUUAUCGUUAUCAAAUUAUUCAGAAAAAGAUGGUUCAUCAGAAGAUGAUACUUUAAUACAUAAUGCAUUUGUAAAAUAUUAUGAAUCAAAAGGUUUACCUUAUCCAGAAUGGUUAGGAGUUAAAAUAAUAGAUCAUCAACAACAACCAAAUUAUGGAAGUCGAUCUUCAUCUUAUAAUAAUAAUAGUAGUAACAAUGGUCAAUCUCAUGCAUAUAGAAAUCAUAGUUCAAAUAAUAUUUCACAAUUUCAUCCGGUUAGACAAGAUAAUGUGUUUAAUAAUAGUUACUCUCAGAGAACUUAUAAUCAACAACAGCAACAACAACAACAACCAACAGUCGGAUCAAGUCUGCAACAACAUCCUACUUAUCAAAGAAGUUCAAGUAAAUUACAAGAUAUGUAUAAUAAAUCAAGACAACAAUCACAAACAAGUAGCAACUAUGGAGGAAGAUAUAGUCGAUAA
Messenger RNA from Lodderomyces pseudojiufengensis, 531 nucleotides. RefSeq names its product Mso1p (gene MSO1). Bases 1 to 531 code for a protein of 176 amino acids. The record is from RefSeq and is a predicted model, not a curated record. NCBI's taxonomy places the organism in Eukaryota, Fungi, Ascomycota, Pichiomycetes, Serinales, Debaryomycetaceae. The transcript has a single exon.